AUGGUGCUUCCUGCCAGAGAGCAGCAUGACUCCUACCGCAAACCCUCAGUGUCUAUAUGCAUUAAAAUUGAGGUUAGGGCACCAGCGCCAGAGGCACCCCCACACUCUGGAACCCACCAGGGCAAGGGGCCCAAGCCCAUCCGGACCGGGGCCCACAGCAGCAGCAUCACCCAGUCCUACAGAGUCCGGGGCAGCCCACCCAACUCCACCAGCCCCCUAGUUGGGCCAAUCCACAAGAGGUCCGCUGCACUGGGGCUGAGCCCCCUGCACCCACCCGCCCACAGCCCCGGCAACACAACAGCCAGGUCCCAAGCCCCAAGGCCCAGCCAGCACCCCAGACCGGGGCGGAGCACCCCAGACCCCCAAGCCUCCACGCCCGUCCCUGACCCACCCGGGGGCAGCCAGGCCACCAGGCCAGUAACCAACGUCCGCCAGUACAGACCCUCCCCCAUCUCCGCUGAGGUUUUAGAGGAAUAUAAGAUCACUGUGAGGAGGAGAUGUGAACGUGUGACUGAAGGAAGUGAUGAAACAGGAAGUAGAACCCUCCUCAACAGAAUUUACACUGAGCUCUACAUCACAGAGGGACAGAGUGAAGAGGUUCAUACCCAACAUGAGAUGAGGCAGCUGGAGACAGCUUCCAAGAUGGACGCCCUGAAUGACACUCCAAUCAGAUGCCACGACAUCUUCAAAGCCUUACCUGACCAAGAGAAACCCAUCAGAAUGGUUCUGACCAACGGCGUCGCUGGUGUCGGAAAAACCUUCUCAGUGCAGAAGUUCACUCUGGACUGGGCAGAGGGCUUGGAGAACCAAGAUGUUAGUGUGGUGAUUCUGCUUUCAUUCAGGGAGCUGAACCUGAUCAGAGAUGAGCAGUACAGUCUUCUGGAGCUGCUCCAUGUUUUCCACCCAACAUUAAAGAAGCUCACAACAGAGAAGCUCGCUGUCUGGAAAAUGUUGUUUAUCUUUGAUGGCCUGGAUGAAAGCAGACUUUUAUUGGAUUUCACCAAUACGAAGAAGAUAUCUGAUGUCACACAGAAGUCAUCAGUCAGCCAGCUGCUGACAAACCUCAUCCAGGGGAAUCUGGUUGCCUCGGCUCUCAUCUGGAUAACUUCCCGACCUGUAGCAGCAAAUCAGAUCCCUCUUACAUGUGUUGACAGGGUAACAGAAGUACGAGGCUUCACUGAUGCCCAGAAGGAGGAAUACUUCAGGAGGAGGUUCAAUGAUGAAGAGCUGUCCAGCAGAAUCAUCUCCCAUAUGAAGACAUCCAAGAGCCUCCACAUUAUGUGUAAUAUCCCAGUCUUCUGCUGGAUCACUGCUACAGUUCUGGAGCACAUGUUGACUACAGAGCAGAGAGGAGAGCUGCCCAAGACCCUGACUGACAUGUACUCACACUUCCUGCUGGUUCAGACAAAGAGGAAGAAGAACAAGUACCUUGAGGGACAUGAGGCGAGUCCAAAGGAGCUGAUGGAGGCUGACAGUGAUGCGCUUCUGAAGCUAGGGAGGUUGGCAUUUGAACAUCUGGAGAAAAGAAACAUCAUGUUCUACCAAGAAGACCUGGAGCAGUGUGGUCUGGAUGUCACAGAGGCCUUGGUGUACUCAGGAGUUUGUACAGAGAUCUUCAAAAGAGAGUGUGUGAUCUUCAAGAAAGCAGUCUACUGCUUUGUUCAUCUGAGCAUUCAGGAGUUUAUGGCUGCAGUCUACAUGUUCCACUGUUAUAGUAGGAAAAAACAGGUGGUGAAUGACUUUUUGGUGAAUGUUAAAUAUUAUGGAUACAUGUCAGGUCUGGAUGAUUUCCUGUUGAGAGUCAUGAAAAAAUCCCUCCAAAGUAUAAAUGGGCACCUGGAUCUCUUUGUUCGCUUCCUUCAUGGCCUCUCUCUGGACUCCAACCAGAGACUCUUAGAAGGUCUGCUGGGUCAGACACAGAUCAGUCCAGGAACCAUCCAGAUUGUGAUAAACAACCUGAAGAAGAUGAACAAUGAUGAAAUCCCUCCUGACAGAAGCAUCAGCAUCUUCCACUGUUUGAUGGAGAUGAAAGACUUCUCUCUAUUUCAGGAGAUCCAAGAGUUCCUGAAGUCAGACAACAAAUCAAGGAAUAAACUCUCUGAGAGCCAGUGCUCAGCUCUGGCCUUCAUGCUGCAAAUGUCAGAGGAGGUUCUGGAUGAGUUGGACCUGCAGAGGUACAACACGUCAGAGCAAGGAAGAUGUAGACUGAUUCCAGCUGUGAUUAACUGCAGAAAGGCUCGGUGA
Oreochromis aureus is the source of this 2244-nucleotide messenger RNA. RefSeq names its product protein NLRC3-like. The transcript is spliced from 4 exons. The record is from RefSeq and is a predicted model, not a curated record. Bases 1 to 2244 code for a protein of 747 amino acids. NCBI's taxonomy places the organism in Eukaryota, Metazoa, Chordata, Actinopteri, Cichliformes, Cichlidae.